AGGAAAUCAGCUGUUUUCAAGUUUUUUGGCAAAAAACCGCCCAGCAAAACAAAAUAUUUGUCAAAUAUUGCAGAUUUUCAAAAUAAGUUAUGGAUCCACCGUACGCACCGCUCAGCGAGUCCUGCGCCAAGGCUCUGGGUGACAAAGUUUAUGAAAAACGAAAGCUGGCUUCACAGGAGAUCGAGAAAAUGGUCACAGAGUUUAAUAAUAAGAACAACUCGGUCCAAAUUCGGAAGCUAAUAGACGUACUGUCUACAGACUAUGCGACAUCUCGGGACGUCAACCGCAGGAAGGGAGCUCUUAUCGGUUUGGCGGCCACUGGAUUAGGGCUGGGAAAGGACUCUGAUAAGUAUGUAAACGAAUUGGUUACUCCCAUUCUUACGUGCCUUAAUGAUCCCGAUCUGCGAGUGCGUUACUUUGCCUGCGAAUCGUUGUACAAUGUGGUCAAAGUGGCCCGAUCCGCCAUCAUUCCAUUCUUUCCGGAGCUGUUUGCUGCCCUUUCCCGGCUUGUCACCGACUCUGAUCAGACGGUUAAGGAUGGCAGUGAGCUUCUCGACCGCCUUCUCAAGGACAUUGUUACAGAAUCGUCGCAAACUUUUAACUUGGAAGCAUUUAUACCUCUGCUGAGAGAGCACAUCUACGUGAAGGAUGCUUUUGCCCGCCAGUAUGUGAUCUCCUGGAUUUCCAUUCUAAAUGCUGUUCCUGACAUAAACAUGGUCAACUAUCUAACCGAAAUCCUUGACGGUCUGUUCGUCAUGCUCGAGGACAACACGCCAGAAAUUCAGCGCAUGUGCGAAAACGCAAUCAGCCAGUUUUUGAAAUCCAUACGCAACGACUCUUCCUCCGUGAGAAUGGAGGAUACAAUCAACACGUUGAUUACCCAUGCACAGUCGCCCAACGAACUGAUCAAGUCAACUGCCAUCAAUUGGAUACGGGAGUUUGUCCAGAUAUUUGGCACCAGUGUCCUUCCCUACGCCAGCGGAAUAUUUACUGCAAUCCUGCCAUGUCUCGAAUACAAUUUAGAAUCGAAACGAAGCAUUAAGGAGAGUGCUGUUUCCGUCAACAACACGAUGAUGCUGCUUGUGUCAACCAAGGAACUAAAAACGCAAACGGGUGAUAAGAUAGAUUUGUCCUCUAUUAUGGAUGUUCUUUCUCAGUAUCUAACGCACAAUUCCAUGCACACCAAAAUUGCGGUGCUCAAGUGGAUCCAUCAUUUGUUCACCAAUUUUCCCAACGAGAUGUCUCAACAUGCCAGCAAUUUGAACAACAAUCUCUUAUCAACGCUGGCCGAUAACUCCGAUGAAGUGGUUCUCCAGAGUUUAUCUGUUCUGGCCGAAAUUGUCAACUCCCAGGAUAAUAGAGAGAAUGACUUUAAAAAGACACACUACCGCAAGUUUUUACUUAGCUUAUUGAAUCUCUUCAGUGAGGAAAAGCUGAUCUUGGAAAACAGAGCCAGUCUCAUAAUAAGAAAACUGUGUGUACUUCUUAAUGCCGAAUAUAUUUACCGCACCUUUGCGGAGAUCAUAGCAGACGAGGUACCCAACUUGAAGUUUGCCUCUACAGUGGUUCGUCUGCUGAAUAUCAUUCUGCUAACCUCCACGGAACUUUUUGAGUUGCGUACCAGCUUGCGAACAAUUUCCAAUGAAAAGUCUGCGGAUCUUUUUCAAUGUCUUUACAAAAGCUGGGCUCAUUGUCCAGUUUCCACGCUGUCCUUGUGCCUUCUGGCCCAGAGCUACCAGCACGUCUCUCGUUUGGUGACAUUAUUUGCUGAUGUGGAAAUUACACUAGAGCUGCUUACUGAAUUGGAUAAACUAGUGCAAUUAAUAGAGUCUCCUAUUUUCGGACCACUGCGAUUAACGCUAGUUUCAAAGGCAAACAAUUGUGCAGAUGCCCAAUACCUGGCACAUGCCCUAUUUGGAAUUCUUAUGCUGCUCCCCCAAACGGAAGCAUUCGAUACGUUGAGGAAUCGCCUGCAAUGUGUCCCCAACUACUGGGGUCAAAAUCCCAUCGAUGAGCGGAACUCCCUGGAGUACAAAAGCGGCAUUGAUUUCGAUGCCCUGGAACAACACUUCAUUAAGCUGCAGAAGGCGCAUCGCGAACAACGUAUUGUGCAUCGGAAACGCAGCAUAAUUACUCCAGAAAGUAAUUAGAGUCCUUAAAUGCUAUUUGUGUAACCUGUGAUUAAGCCAAAAGUUAUUUGAAACCCUCGUAAAUGUCUCAGUAAAUGUGAAUCUUGAA
This is a messenger RNA of Drosophila bipectinata, 2238 nucleotides long. Its product is annotated as protein VAC14 homolog. Gene Ontology annotation, cellular component: PAS complex; endosome membrane. The record is from RefSeq and is a predicted model, not a curated record. NCBI's taxonomy places the organism in Eukaryota, Metazoa, Arthropoda, Insecta, Diptera, Drosophilidae. Gene Ontology annotation, biological process: phosphatidylinositol biosynthetic process.